UGUUUAGUCUGUGCAAGUGAACAUCUGGUCAGAACCAGCUGCUGUUCGACGCUUCUUCCUGCAGAGAUGGAGAACCUGAAGCACUUCCUGCUGGCUCUGUGUGCUGCCGGAGCUGCGGGCUUCGUCGCCAUCAUAUUCGUGCUGAGAUGGGUUCUUCACUUUAAGGAGGGUCUGGGCUGGGAUGGUAGUCUGGCUGAGUUCAACUGGCAUCCUGUGCUGGUUGUCACUGGAUUUGUUUUCUUGCAGGGCACAGCUAUAAUCGUCUACAGGCUUCCCUGGACGUGGCAAUGCAGCAAGUUGAUAAUGAAGUUCGUCCACGCAGGCUUGCAUGUGGCAGCCUUCCUUUUUGCUGUUAUCGCCUUGGUGGCAGUUUUUGACUUCCACAAUGCUGCCAAAAUUCCCAACAUGUACAGUCUGCACAGCUGGAUAGGCCUUACAGCUGUUAUACUGUACGGUCUACAGCUUGUUCUUGGAGUUGGCCUGUACCUGAUACCUGUUACACCUGUGUCCUGGAGAACAGCAUGUAUGCCCAUCCAUGUCUACAGUGGUCUUUUACUCUUUACCACUGUCAUAGCCGUGGCACUCCUGGGCAUCACAGAGAAACUCAUUUUUGGCCUGACUAACCCCAAGUAUAAGGACUCUCCACCAGAGGCAGUUUUUGUCAACAUCCUGGGGCUCCUCCUGGUGAUUUUUGGAGCCCUCAUCCUUUGGAUUGCCACUCGAACGUCUUGGAAACGCCCCAGUGACCAGACCCUGCAUGUUCUGCAUACCAACAGUGGAGGGGAGGAUGCCAAAGUUGGUCCGGCCUUGUCUGAUCUGACUGAUGAGACUAAUGCUGAGAGUGGUGAAGAUGUCAGGAGGAGAAGUAAUAAACCACCGGUAGACAAUCAGGUUGACUGAUUAUAAGCAAUAAUAUACAGAAAAAAGUGAAAUAAACGAAAAGAAAU
Molecule: messenger RNA, 947 nt
Organism: Nematolebias whitei (Rio pearlfish)
Lineage: Eukaryota; Metazoa; Chordata; Actinopteri; Cyprinodontiformes; Rivulidae
Product: cytochrome b reductase 1
Exons: 4
Coding region: 67-900 (277 amino acids)
Cellular component (GO): lysosomal membrane
Molecular function (GO): oxidoreductase activity
Source: RefSeq, a predicted model, not a curated record